Molecule: messenger RNA, 2416 nt
Organism: Lates calcarifer (barramundi perch)
Lineage: Eukaryota; Metazoa; Chordata; Actinopteri; Centropomidae
Product: mucin-2
Exons: 14
Cellular component (GO): extracellular matrix
Molecular function (GO): protein binding
Source: RefSeq, a predicted model, not a curated record
UCUAAAUACUUGCAGUAGACCAUUGGAAAUAGAAUGUAGAGCAACACAAUACAAAGACGUACCUUUGAAUGAACUAGAUCAGAAAGUAACAUGCAAUCCAGUAGAUGGACUGAUCUGUCAUAACAAAGAUCAAAGUGUACCUUUUACUUGUUUUGACUAUGAAAUACGAGUCAAAUGUUGCAUCAAUAUGUGUAAGUCUUCAACCACUGUUACAACUUCAUCAACAACAACCAAAGGAAGGUCCACAACAACCUCUGUAAUUACUACAGAAAAAGGCAGCACAAGUUCUGCCACAAUCACAGAAAAUCCCACAACAACCACAGUCACAACAAAACCCACCACUACCAUACCAGCCACAGAAAAAACCACCUCAACAACCAUGGCAACACCAACCAUAACUACCGAGAAGAUCACUACAGCCACAGUUAAGUCUACCCCUGCAGUAACAACGGAAAAGCCUACUGUUGAAACUCCAACUGUAACACCUUCAACUCCUCCAUCUUCAACAUCUCGCCAAACAACCUUAUGUUUCUGCAAGUACAUGGAUCACAUUUUCUCUCCUGGUAGCUUCAUAUACAAUAAAACUGAUGGAGAAGGCUGGUGUUUCACUGCAUACUGCAAUUUAACAUGCAGCAUCGAGAAGCUUGCUAGACCAUGUCACUCCACCACUCCACCAGUACCUAGCACCACCAUGUCAAGUUCUGGCACUACAACACAACCUGGCUCAACAACAGUCAGUACAAUAACAGGAUCAACAGCAACGCCUUUCAAAAACUGUUCAUAUCUAAAGCCACCUCGAAAGGAUGGUGAGUCCUGGAAGCUACACAACUGCACCACGGAAACAUGUGACAAUGGCAGAGUAAUCACAGAACAUGUACCAUGUAAACCAGUGACCAUGCCUGUGUGUGAAAAUGGGUUUGAACCAGUUAGGGUCUAUGAUGAAGAAGGCUGCUGUUUUCACUAUGACUGCAAAUGUGUUUGCAGUGGCUGGGGAGAUCCUCAUUAUGUGACCUUUGAUGGCCAAUAUUACAGCUUCCAGAAAAACUGCACAUACGUCCUGGUCAAAGAGAUCAUUCCCAAAUAUAAUUUUAAGAUUCUUAUCGACAAUGAGAACUGCGAUGCCUCUGGAGCUGUGACCUGUACUAAAGCCUUGAUCGUGUAUUACAAAGACUAUGAAAUUAUUCUAACACAGAAGAGAAUCCCAAAGACCGUAAACACGGUGUACAUCAACGGCAAGCAGGUAUUCCCAACCUACUCUAAUGAGGACUUCAUCAUCACAAGUACAACAGUUAAGCUGGUUUUGAAAAUCCCAGCAAUUGAAGCAGUUGUGCUAUUCAAAGGGCUUUCAUUCAGCGUUGACUUGCCAUUUUCUCUUUUCCACAACAACACUGAGGGACAGUGUGGUACCUGUGACAAUAACAGGAAAAAUGACUGCAGAUUACCAAAUGGCCAGAUUCAUCCAUCAUGCUCUGUGAUGGGACAUCACUGGUAUGUGCCUGACAAGAAAAAGCCCUAUUGUGAGAAGCCACCUCCUACACCAAUACCAACACCAAGACCUACACAAACACCCUGCAAACCUGCUAUCUGUGAAAUUUUGAAGAGCAAGGUGUUUGAGAAAUGCCACAAAGUAAUCCCACCACAACCCUUUUAUGAGGCCUGUAAAUUUGACGUUUGCCACAUGCCAAAUUCCACCGUGGGUUGUUCCAGUCUGGAGGCUUAUGCUACAAUGUGUGCUGAUGCAUCUGUCUGUGUAGCCUGGAGGAAUGCUACGAAAGGACAGUGUGAAUAUAAAUGUCCAGAAAAUAAAGUCUACAAGCCUUGUGGACCAACUGUUGUACCAACUUGCAAUGCAAGAUACAAUGAGAAGUAUGUACAACCAUACCCGGGGGAGAAGGCCAACCAGAUCACAGAUUAUAAUCGUUUUGUUGAGGGAUGCUUCUGCCCAGAGGGGAUGACUUUGUUCAGUUCAAAGUCUAACAUCUGUGUUGCCUCCUGUUGCACUGGACCUGAUGGCCAACCUAAACAGCCUGGAGAGACUUGGCAGAGUGGAUGUCAGCAGUGUAAUUGUGAUGAGGAUGGUGUUCAGUGUGAGCCUCGUACAUGUCCCACUCAAAAACCUGUUACCUGUACUGAGGAAGGUGAGGUGCUGGUGAACCGCACAGUGGACUGCUGUGAGACACUGACAUGUGAAUGUAAUAAGAGUCGCUGUUCCUUGCCAUCACAGAAGUGUGAUCUGGGAUUUGAGCUGAAGAUCUACAUGUCCAAUGAUCGUUGCUGCCCUACUUACCGCUGUGUACCCAAAGACGUCUGUGUCUUCAAUGAUACUGAGUACAAGCCCGGUAUGGAGUUCUCCAAAAACCUAUGUGAAAUAUGCCACUGUACUGACUCUAAGGAUCCUAACAGCAAGUUGAACGAG